This is a messenger RNA of Bufo gargarizans (Asiatic toad), 575 nucleotides long. Its product is annotated as DNA repair protein RAD50-like. Gene Ontology annotation, biological process: telomere maintenance via telomerase; chromosome organization involved in meiotic cell cycle; telomere maintenance via recombination. Gene Ontology annotation, cellular component: condensed nuclear chromosome; Mre11 complex. The coding region runs from base 83 to 460 and encodes 125 amino acids. Lineage: Eukaryota; Metazoa; Chordata; Amphibia; Anura; Bufonidae. The transcript has 3 exons. Gene Ontology annotation, molecular function: G-quadruplex DNA binding; single-stranded telomeric DNA binding; double-stranded telomeric DNA binding. The record is from RefSeq and is a predicted model, not a curated record.
AGAGUAUAUUGAGAUCAGAUCGGAUGCUGAUGAAACUGUGUCAGCUGCAGAUAAAAGAAGAACUUAUAACUAUAGGGUAGUAAUGAUAAAAGGAGAUGCAGCAUUGGACAUGAGAGGACGCUGUAGUGCAGGCCAGAAGGUUCUAGCUUCUCUCAUUAUUCGUUUGGCACUGGCAGAGACAUUUUGCCUGAACUGUGGAAUACUUGCUCUGGAUGAGCCUACUACUAAUUUGGAUCGUGAAAAUAUAGAAUCUCUUGCCCACGCAUUGGUUGAAAUCAUUAAAAGUCGCUCUAGGCAACGAAAUUUCCAGCUUCUUGUGAUCACACAUGAUGAAGAUUUUGUAGAGCUGCUUGGACGCUCUGAAUAUGUUGAACAUUUCUAUAGGAUUAAAAAGAACAUGGACCAAUGUUCUGAGAUCAUUAAAUGCAGUGUCAGCUCCUUGGGAAAUUAUGUUUAUUAAAUAUAGCUCUUGUGGCACAUGUAAAAACACAUUCUUCUAUGUUUUGACAUUGCUAUGUUUUGACAUUUAUUUGGGGUUGUAUUUCAAAAUGUAAUUAAAAGUACUUUAGGUUUGC